Molecule: messenger RNA, 6184 nt
Organism: Sphaeramia orbicularis (orbiculate cardinalfish)
Lineage: Eukaryota; Metazoa; Chordata; Actinopteri; Kurtiformes; Apogonidae
Gene: irs2b
Product: insulin receptor substrate 2b
Exons: 2
Coding region: 369-3719 (1116 amino acids)
Biological process (GO): insulin receptor signaling pathway
Cellular component (GO): plasma membrane; cytosol
Molecular function (GO): insulin receptor binding; phosphatidylinositol 3-kinase binding
Source: RefSeq, a predicted model, not a curated record
GAGUAAUAGUAGGAGGGCUUUUUCCGAACUCCCUCUCUGCUUUGAACGGGGCUAUCUCACUCCAGCAUUCCUCCCGUUUCCACCAAUAAGCCCAAUGAGCUGAGUGCGCACCGCCCACUGUCGGUGUGUGUAUUUUUUUCCCCUCCUUUGCCUUUUUUUUUUUUUCAGAGCUGGAUGUGUAGAUCGUCACAUGUUGUUUCCCCUCCUCAGUCGGACACCAGCAGACAUGUGUUAUUUAUUGCUCAGCUGGGAAGACGAACGAACGCACAACCGGCGCGUAAAAUAGAGGAUUAAAGUAAAAAGCGCGUCGUUUCUUCAUCAAAGUCGAGGAAAAGGAAGCAUUGUGUCUGAAAGUGAAGGACGCUAGAAUGGCGAGUCCGCCAAAUACGGGAGAUCAACCGUUAUUACCCAGUAAUAAUACGAGCGUUAACGGGAAUAUUAAGAAGUGCGGAUACCUGAAGAAGCAAAAACACGGACACAAGCGCUUUUUUGUGCUGAAGGAACCGACUGAAGGCUUCCCUGCCCGGCUGGAGUACUACGAAAGCGAGAAGAAAUGGAAAAACAAAUCGUCCCCGAAGAGAGUUAUUCCACUGGACUGUUGUCUGUGUAUCAACAAGAGAGCGGACGCAAAACACAAAUAUCUCAUUGCGCUUUAUACUAAGGAUGAGUAUUUUGCGGUGGCGGCAGAAAACGAACAGGAACAGGAGUGUUGGUAUCAGGUCCUGACAGAUUUAAUGGCAGAGGGGAAAGUGUAUGACGGAUCCGCGUCCAACUCUGCGUCCUCCCUGGUCGGCUUUGACGAGGCCAGCUAUGGGGUAAUAACCCCGGUCACCGCCGUCUACAAGGAGGUCUGGCAAGUCAACCUGAAAUCCAAAGGUCUGGGCCAGAGCAGGAAUUUGACCGGGGUGUACAGGCUGUGUCUGUCCAGCCGGACUAUCAGCUUUGUCAAACUGAACUCAGAGGUUGCCUCCGUCAUCUUACAGCUGAUGAACAUCCGGAGGUGCGGCCACUCUGACAGCUUUUUCUUCAUUGAGGUCGGACGCUCCGCAGCCACGGGGCCGGGGGAGUUAUGGAUGCAGGCGGAUGACUCUGUGGUGGCGCAAAACAUCCACGAAACUAUCCUAGAGGCCAUGAAAGCCAUGAAGGAGCUGUCGGAAUUCCGUCCGCGCAGUAAAAGCCAGUCAUCUGGGACAAACCCCAUCUCUGUGCCCACACGGCGGCACCUGAACAACCCCCCUCCCAGUCAGACAGGGCUUCCCCGUCGGUCACGCACUGAUAGCAUGGCCGCCACUUCACCCGUGAGCAAAUUUACCUCCUGUCGAAUACGCACCGCCAGCGAGGGCGACGGCACCAUGACACGCCCCAUGUCAGUGACCGGGAGCCCCCUCAGCCCAGGGGUCCACCGGACCCUCUUGAGCAGAUCUCACACCAUUACAACACGCCCUUCUCGGACGUUUGAGUCUUCUUCCCUCCAGCACAGUAAGUCCAUGUCUAUGCCACUGUCUCAUUCCCCACCCAUGGCUGCCCCCAGCCUAGUCAGCCUGUCCUCCUGCCCUGACAGCAGUGCGCCUCGCCCCUCCAGCUGCAGUGCCUCCUUCUCAGGCUCUCCUAGUGAUGCUGGGUUUAUAUCAUGUGAGGAGUAUGGCUCUAGCCCUGCAGACACACGGGACAUCAGGGUUUCUCUGACACUACGUAGCAACACUCCUGAGUCUCUCAAAGCUGACACCCCCCCUUCUCGAGAUGGCAGUGAGCUUGAUGGUUACAUGGUGAUGGAGAGGCAGAAUCAAAAUGGUUACCGUUGUAUACCUGAGCUAGACAAGGCCUAUCGAAAGCGUACAUACUCCCUCACCACCCCUCGCCAGCAGAGGGGUCCCCCACAAGUAUCUUCAGCAUCACUAGAUGAGUAUACUCUCAUGAGGGCCACCUUUGCCAGUGGAAAUCAGGCUCCUCGCAGGUGUCACACUGCCUCUCCUAAAGGGACCUAUCCUGAGGAUUACAGGGCUGUCCAGGUCAGCUCGGACAGUCUGCCAGCUGACAGUGGCUACAUGCCUAUGAUGCCAGGUGUGGCACCUCAGACUCCAGGGUCCAAAGAUGACUUCUAUAUGCCAAUGAGCCCCAUGUGUAUUUCUGCCCCAAAACAGAUCAUCAACCCCCGUUCACACUCCACUUCAGCUGGGCUGGCCCCACGCACCGACUCCCCAGGGAGUGUUUCACUGGAGGACAGUGGCUAUAUGCGCAUGUGGUGUGGAACCAAGAUGUCUGUGGAGAGCACAGAGGGAAAGCUCACUAAUGGUGAAUACCUGAAUAUGUCUCCUGUUGACCCCCUGGUGUCUUUCACACCCCCUGACAACAUCCUUAGUCCUACAGCCGGAGAUCCCCACCCCCAGCAACAUCACAGACAGCCUUAUUUUUACAGCUCACUGCCGCGCUCACUUAAAGGCCAGUUGCAGCGUAAAGGGUCCACAGACACAGACCAGUAUGUAGUGAUGAGUUUACAAAGACAACGGAUAGAUGAGGAGUCCAACUACUGCCCUGUCUCUCCAGGAGGGUCUUCGGACAGUGCGUCUCCAGGUACACCGGGCACCCCUUCUUCUGCUCCGUCUCCUUUUAGAGUGGCUCGAGUAGAGGGGGGGCUGGUACACCGGAAUAGGGUGUGUCGGCCCACCCGCUUGGCUUUGGAGUCUCUCAGGACCUUACCAUGUAUGAGUGAACACCCCCUUCCCUCAGAGCCGCGCAGUCCAGGAGAAUACAUCAACAUAGACUUCAGUAGUUCUAACGGUGACCCACUGACAUCCAGAGCAUCAGAGCGCUCAGAGUCCUCCAGUUUGAAUUUUUCAUGUGCAGAGAAGGGAUCACCACCACUCAUGGACUAUGUAAAUGUUGAUGCACACUCUCAAGACCACCUUGGCUCAAACCAUGCUGAAGGUCCCUCCCCUGCAGGUAGUACAAAACACAGGCCUGAAGUCUUGACGUGUCCUAGUGUGCUCAACUCUCAGCUGGAUGUGCAGGGAACUAAAGCGGGGAUGGAAACAACUUUGGUGGAUAAAACAGAGGAAAAGGGGUUGGUAGAGAAUAAGACGGCUCCAGUUAAGGACGACUACACUGAGAUGACGUUCAGCCCCCCUGUUCCCCUACCUGCCCUCUGCACCAGUGAUGCUGCGCCCCUCCCUAUGAGCCCCACUACCUGUGUGCAAAGACUUAGCCUUGAGAGCAGUAUUGUGGAUGAAGUACCACCUGCUCCAGUAGACUCUUUUCUCUUAGGGGGUCCAUCAUUGUCUGUCAACCUUCUGGAUCCACACAGGGGGGCCAAAGUGAUCAGAGCUGACCCUCAUGGGCGGCGGCGGCACAGUUCUGAGACCUUUUCUUCCACCACCACUGUUGCACCUGUGUGCCCAUCCUUUGCUCAUGACACCAAAAGGCAUAGCUCUGCCUCUGUGGAGAAUGUAUCCCGUAGCGUUCGUGCCUCUGAGGGACCUGAUGAGGACUAUAGUAGCAACAGCCCCAUGUGCAGGGAGACGUCAGCUGGUUAUCAAAAUGGACUUAACUACAUUGCCUUAAACUUAAUGGAGGGAAACCUUGGUGGAUGCAGACUAGGGGGCUGUGAUGGACUCCUGAGGUUCAAGGCAGCCUGUGGUUGCAAGGGGGGCAUGAACGGUUUCAACACAAGUCCCUAUGCCAGCCUGGGAUUCAAGGAAACUGCCACUGCUGUGAAAGAAUGAAGGCUGGUGGGUUCCUCCCACUCCCCUCCUCUACCCUCUGCUCCUGUGAACACAGGAUUUCACUGCAGUUUAGUAACAAGGUCGCCACAACGACAGCUGGACCAUGUACUGCAGCCGAAGUCCUUUGACCCCUUCGCUGCCUUCAAGGGUCAUUGGGAUGGCCGUCACCAUGGCAACACGGACACUUUCCCCCAAAUCUUCCCUCCGCUUUUCUCGGCACCAAAACAUUCAGGCGCCAUCUCUGCUGCUGUAAUAGAUUACUUAAAAAAACAACAAGAACUUAAAUGGACGUUUAAUUCUGACUAUAGAUAGUUGACUAUUUAUAUGUGUACGUAGGCCUGCAAAAUUAUUCUGCAGUAUAUUGUUAUGUUAAUUAUUAUUGUCGUUACUAUUAUUCAUACACUUUCAGCUGGUUUUCUUUUGGUUUCAGCCAACAGUUGCCAGAUACCCUCGCCUGAAAACCUGUGAACCAAACCUGGAGAACACAUGCAAAAACCUUUCCCGCAUACAGAUUACAUAUAUUUAUUUAUUUAUCAUGUAUGUAUGCAUUUGGAGAAAUGUGUGCGUGAAUUUUCUAUACAGAUUGUACUGCAAAAUGAGGUGGCAUUUAUGAACAUAUUUAAAAAUCAAAGUUAACCUUUGUUUAAAAACCUACCUCAACAAAAACCAGGUUGGUACCAAUUCUCACAGUCAGAAAAUUAUACUAUAUAUAUAAUAUUUAUUUUCAGAGGUGAAUGUUUUUGAAAUCACCAAUCCAAAGCCUUACUCUUCCAUCAGCCCCCUUCUGAUGGAUCUUUUAGUUCGGACCUAUAAAUACGCAGUAUAUCAAAGAUGUAAGUGAUCACUUAAAAGACUGAAUGUUCAUCAGAGCUGAAUGAGAGACAGCCUCUCUGAGAUUAAGUUCCCUUUCUCCCCACGUUACAUUUAUUACAAAAGUAUGUAUUCAAGAGCCAGAGUAAUAUAUUUAUUAUAUGCCUGAGAUGGAGGAGUAGUGACUCAUACACACUUAAAGUAUCCCACAGGACCUUAGAGGAUUACUUAGCAUUGUGUUGCAUCACACUUGCAUGAACACCACACAAAUACUGCAACAUGAAGCAGGUCCUCCUCAACCUGAACAACAGAUCUGUGGCCUGUCUGAGCCCAAGCCUCAGCACCUUUAUCCACUUUACUUCUGGACCCAACCUAUCCACUGUUCAUCUGUGAUAUCCUGUAUGCCUUCAUGGCCUGCAGGAAUGGACAGGGACAUGAAUGUUUGUAGUUAUAAAUAGUAAAUGACUAGCACAGAAUCUUAUAUUUUCUCACCUGAUGCCUCAUUGCAGAGCCCUGUCACACCAGCUGGUUGGUUAGCAGGUGCAGGCAGCGCCGAGCAAUGCGGUGAAUGCAGGACAUGGACUGACUGGCUGUUCAAUGAGCCGCUCAAAAGCUUGAUCCUUUGGCCUCUGCUGCCACUUUGAGCUGAGAGAACCAGACAAGACACACCGGAGCUAAUGCAUGGUCUUGCACUUACAAAGUUUAUAGAUUGUAACACAAGACACGUUGAAUGUAGUACAUGCUAUGUUCCAAGCUUCCAAGCAAAAAAACACAACUGCAACAAUAACAACAAUGAAACAUGCAGAAAUACUGAAUGGAAACAAUGACACAGAUACAAACCGAGUAAAAGAAACAGACCAGGGGACGUAUCUCUUAAUUUAUCUGAAUUCACUGGUACUUAACCUUUGCCUAUAUACUGUAAAUAGUGUGAUGUUAACAGAGAAUUUCAUCUAAGUAAACGCUGAGAAAACGUUUGAAAGAUGUUAAGUUAAAUAACUUAUGUUGUUUGUACUGUACAUACUAUGUGUUUGAGUGAACUUUCUGAUACAACAAAAGCACUAAUUAAGUUAUACGCUAACCAGAAUGGUUUGGCUUUGAUUUUUUUUAACUGUCAUGGGAUGGUCUUGUGAAAUAAAUGCCACUAUGAGGACAUUUUCUAAUGCUGUACGUAAUUCUAAAAAAAGACUUUAAGAGAAAUCAUUAAUACUUGACAUAAUUAAUUCUUGUUACUUAGGUACAACACAAAUGGCAUAUAUGCAAUAUUUACACUUUUGAAAAUUAGUUUACAAAGACGUACCAAAUGUAUAAAUACUGUUAAUAAUAUUUGUUAAACCUUAAAAUCAGAUUUUUGCUGUUUGUACAUUUUUUCUUCAAAUUUGAAAUGAAAUUUUUUUUCUGUUUGUUUUUUGCUAAUCGAGCCUAUUGGUGUUUUGAGCAGUGUUUUUGCAUUUGGAUAAUGUUUCAAGUUUUUAUUCAGCAUCUUAAAGGUUACAUUAUGGGCCCUGGCUUAUCUUGCUGUGUCUUUCUUUGUAAAUAUUUCACAUCUUGAAUAUUGUGAUGCUACUAAGAGAUGAUAAUUUAAACUUAGUUCAUUGCUUUAGAUUGUAUUGAUUCUUUAUAGACACAUGCAAUAAACAAUGAUGUUAUUUAAGAAA